Molecule: messenger RNA, 1747 nt
Organism: Brassica oleracea var. oleracea
Lineage: Eukaryota; Viridiplantae; Streptophyta; Magnoliopsida; Brassicales; Brassicaceae
Exons: 6
Coding region: 316-1572 (418 amino acids)
Cellular component (GO): Golgi apparatus
Molecular function (GO): UDP-xylose transmembrane transporter activity; antiporter activity
Source: RefSeq, a predicted model, not a curated record
CGCGUGGAAAUGUACAGAGAAGCGCGUUUACUCUACAAACACUGCUACUCUACUCUCUCCUUCUGUUUCUUUAAUGGUCGGUGAAGAACCGUGAUUUGCUCCAAAUCUAGACAAAAAACAUAACACAAAAGUCUCUCUCUCAAUUUAUCAAUCUCCAUCCUCCCGUUAUUACCGCCACGUGUUUCUCCCCAUCUGUCUCGAAUUACCUCACAUCAAUCGAAACAGAGAGAGACCCUUUUUCGAUAUCCACCAUCGCUAUGGUGGGUCAGUUCUAAUUUCUCUCUCCUCUCGGCGCUCAAGUUGCGAAUCUGAACAAUGUUAUUGACGCCGAAGAUGAUGAUUAGCUCCUGGCUCGGCAAAGAUGCGAAGAAGAUUCUCAAACGCAAAGACAGUGACGCUGGUGAAAAAGGGAAAGCACUGGAGGACUUGCGAGCUUCGUUGUUCAACAGAUUCCGUUCGCCGGAGACUCCAAAGAGACAGCAGCAGCAGCAGACACACCGUGUCUGUGGCCCAACCGUUGCUCUCACUUUCAACUUCUUCGUUGCUAUUAGCAUUAUCUUCAUGAACAAAUGGGUAACUCUCACUUUCUUAAACUCUCUUCUAUUCAUCAAAACUAAUCAAGAAGUUGUUUUUUUUUUAAUUCGGCAGGUGCUUAAAAACAUAGGCUUUGAGUUCCCAGUGUUCCUCACGUUCAUCCACUACGUUGUAGCUUUUAUACUAAUGGCUCUUCUCAAAUCAUUCUCCCUUCUCCCCGCUCCACCUCCUUCCUCCAAGUCAUCCUCUCUUUCCCUCUACACUCUUGGCAUUGUUAUGUCGCUCUCUACUGGUCUGGCUAAUGUUAGCCUCAAGUACAACAGUGUUGGAUUCUACCAGAUGGCGAAAAUCGCGGUCACGCCUUCUAUAGUCUUUGCAGAGUUCUUGUGGUAUAGAAAGAGAGUUUCUUUCAUGAAGGUGGUUGCACUUACAGUUGUAUCAGUGGGAGUUGCGGUUGCGACUGUAACAGAUUUACAGUUUAGUCUGUUUGGUGCUUGUGUGGCUUUAGCGUGGAUCAUACCCAGCGCUACCAACAAAAUCUUAUGGUCUAAUAUGCAACAACGAGAGAACUGGACCGCAUUAGCGUUGAUGUGGAAGACAACACCAAUCACCCUCUUGUUUCUAGUGUCAAUGAUACCGUUCUUGGAUCCACCGGGCGCUCUGUCCUUCGACUGGAGCCUUGCCAACACAUUCGCCAUUUUCGUUUCAGCGUUUCUUGGUUUCUUUCUUCAGUGGUCAGGAGCCUUAGCUCUCGGAGCAACUUCUGCGAUCACGCACGUUGUCUUGGGACAGUUCAAGACAUGUGUCCUCCUCCUUGGGAAUUUCUACAUCUUCGGGUCGAAUAGUGGUGUGGUUAGCGUUUGCGGUGCGAUUGUGGCGAUUAUUGGGACGUCUUUGUAUACUUACCUUAACACGAGAGGUCAAUCUCUUAAGGCUUCGUCUUCUUCUUCUUCUCUUUUGGACAAGAAGUCAAGAUUCAGUGAGCUUAAGGAUGAUGAGAAGAAUCUUCUUGAACCUUACGGCUCUGACGCGGUUUAGCCUAGUCUCUUAACGUUUCUUUUCUAGUAUAGUUUUAAUUGAUUUUUUUUUCCACGUUCACUACUUAUUAGAUUCGUAUUUUCAACUUUUUGGUCUCUUUUUUUCUGUGUUGAUUCUAACUUCUAAUUUUAUCCCUGAAAGUAAACCAUUUUGGUAGCAAGUGUUUUCAAUUAAA